CUUCCGUCUAUUGCCGCAGUUGGCGUCAAGUCGAAGGUCUCCAUUUCACUAUGAUGUCCGUUCGCGUCGGCAUUCCUCAAACCUUGAAAAGAGCGGCGUUGUCUUCAAAACACACCCGCAACAUUGCCCUGCAAUCUGCGCUCGUUAGGCGAGGCAUUCAUACGGAGUCUCUUCCGCCGUCAGCCUCGCAGGAAAUUCUGAACCAGCAGCGGCUCAAGCGACCAUCAAGCCCUCACUUUACCAUUUAUCAGCCACAAUUAACAUGGCUUUCCUCCAUAGCCAACCGUGCCACUGGUGGUGCUCUUAGCGCAUUGCUCUACGGUUUUUCUUUGGCGUACCUCUUCGCACCUGGCACGUUUGAUAGCACGCAUAUAGUCGAGCUCAUUGUGGGGUUACCUGAAUAUGCGAAGUAUGCGGGUAAAUUCAUCCUGGCUGCACCUUUCGCCUUCCACUCUUUAAACGGUCUCCGACAUCUCGCAUGGGAUAUGGGAAAGGUCUUGACUCUGAAGUCGGCAUACAGGGCGGGCUACGCAGUGCUCGGGGCCGCAGCUGUUUCGACGAUUGCUCUAGUACUCAUGUAAAAUAUAGGUUUUACUUUAUUGGUGCGAUCAUCCUUAGUAGUAGAGCUGUGAUUUCGACGGCGGCGUACGCUCCUACAGUACUAUCGGAAACAAUGGAAUGGAUCUGCUAAGCACGCUAGAAGACGGCCGCGAUGACGGUGUUUAGAUGCAGAUCAUAUAUAGUUGUUAUCUGUCGUGUGCUUUGACCCGUUGACCGUC
This is a messenger RNA of Pisolithus orientalis, 779 nucleotides long. Its product is annotated as SDHC, cytochrome b subunit of succinate dehydrogenase. NCBI's taxonomy places the organism in Eukaryota, Fungi, Basidiomycota, Agaricomycetes, Boletales, Pisolithaceae. The coding region runs from base 51 to 581 and encodes 176 amino acids. Gene Ontology annotation, molecular function: electron transfer activity; succinate dehydrogenase activity. Gene Ontology annotation, biological process: tricarboxylic acid cycle; mitochondrial electron transport, succinate to ubiquinone. The record is from RefSeq and is a predicted model, not a curated record. The transcript is spliced from 5 exons. Gene Ontology annotation, cellular component: membrane.